CCCACAAGGGCGGCACACAUGCUGUCCAGUCAACAAAUAGGAAACAGAUGACUCGGGGUCUCCGUCACGGCCUCCGUCAUGCCUCGCCGCCCCUUCCACCUCACUCCUUUGUUGAGCGUCCACCUGGCAUUGGUCACCUGUUCCACACCUGAUUCUUCUACAGAAACUAAGCUUGCAAAUAUGAGUGCAUUUGCAAGUAAAAGUGGGAGGGCUGUGCACCCUCAGUCUCCGCCUUCUGGUGCUCCCCCGGGGGGCAACACAGAGCUAGCUAGUUUAUUUGAGUGUCCUGUGUGUUUUGACUAUGUGCUGCCUCCCAUCCUGCAGUGCCAGAGUGGCCACCUUGUGUGUGCCAACUGCCGCCCUAAGCUCACCUGCUGUCCAACAUGCAGGGGACCCUUAGGGAAUAUUAGAAAUCUGGCCAUGGAGAAGGUGGCCUCUACAGUUAUGUUCCCCUGCAAGUACUCCUCCUCGGGCUGCUCCGCCACUCUGCUCCACACGGACAAGACGGAACACGAAGACACCUGUGAGUUCCGGCCGUACAUGUGUCCGUGUCCCAGUGCCUCUUGCAAGUCGCAAGGCUCCCUCGAGCAUGUCAUGCCACACCUCAUGAGCGUCCACAAGAGUAUCACCGCUCUCUAAGGAGAAGACAUUGUGUUCCUGGCAACAGACAUCAAGCUGCCAGGUGCAGUGGACUGGGUCAUGAUGCAGAGUUCCUUCGGCCACCACUUCAUAUUGGAAUUGAAUGGACCAAGACGGAGACUCACCUGGGAAGCCACGCCCCGAUCCAUACACAAAGGCAUCCAAUCAGCCAUCAUGAACUCAGAUUACCUGGUGAUUACCUGGAGUUAAGAUGGAGGAAAUGUUGUCAACUUAGAGAAAACAUAGUUUAUGAAUCCUAGACAAAUCUUUCCUUCAAAACUUAUGUUCAGAGACAAAGUUCCUAGACAACUUUAUGCUACCAAGUGUCACUGUCAAGACACUCAGCCAAUCAUGGGGAAAGUAGAGUGUGAAAAUGCCUCUUAUAUUUUGUGGAAAUUUUUAUAUUCAUGGUGCAGUUUAGUCAUCUCAUGAAUACAUAAUCAGAGAUGAUUAGCUACUUGAAUCACACACUAUUGGCUUUGUCCUUGUUAUGUAAAAUUUCCUGCAGUCAUUCAUCAUUGGUCUCUAGAGAUUGACACAUGUCACGUUCACUUUUAACAAACUAUUAGAGGGAUGUGUUGUGAAUGUACAUUAGCAAGUAGCACUACAAACACUGGCUAAACCUAUUAGAGAAUUGACGGGGCAUUAUAUGAUCUGCCUGAGGAUUACAAAUUAAAGCUGAAAAAAGGUUUCAUUCUUUAGUUUGUGGUAUUAAAAUUGUUUCUUAAAUUUGUCCAAAGAAAGAUUUAGUACAUAUGUUGCAUCAUAUAUUUUAGCAGUAAUUUUUCUAUUUAUUUUACUAACAUAGUUUCAUUUAAAAAGAAAGCUUAUAUACAUAUGACAUUUUUGUGCUCCUUUUAAAAGCUUUUGUUAUCUCAAGGGAGUCAAAGCAAAUGCAUUUAUAUGUACUUUUUUUUGUGGUCAGGUAAGACACACCAUGAAAAAUGUGUGGAAAUCUCAUGUACUUAGUUUAUUAUUUAUAGAACAAAAAAUAAUGUCUACUAGGAUUGGAUGUGGUUAGCAACAGAGGUUUGUGGAGUAGAGUGUGUUUGUACCUUUGUGCUUUUGUUACUAGGAGUUGUCCGAGGUGUGGUAGUGUAGGUAGCAUGGAGGGCACUUCACCCCCCUAGUGUCCUCACCCAACAGGGCUCCUCCUAGUGACCCGUGGAGGUGGGUCCACACGGGGCUCAUUCCACACCUCCUACAAACUAUUUCUCUACACAAUGAGAAAGGAAGAUCAUCAAAGAGAAAUAAAUACAGUUGUUUUCUAAGCUAUCCACCAAAGGGAGACACAUUUUGAAACUUGUCAACAUAUAUAUUUGUAGUAAUCACUAAGUAUUACACUACUAUAAAUGCGGUAUUGCAAAUGCUGUGUUUAUUGAAUAUAUUUUUUAAGUGAAUAAAAAGCACUAAACCA
Messenger RNA from Scylla paramamosain (green mud crab), 2056 nucleotides. Its product is annotated as E3 ubiquitin-protein ligase Siah1-like. The record is from RefSeq and is a predicted model, not a curated record. Gene Ontology annotation, molecular function: zinc ion binding; ubiquitin protein ligase activity; ubiquitin conjugating enzyme binding. Gene Ontology annotation, cellular component: cytoplasm. Gene Ontology annotation, biological process: proteasome-mediated ubiquitin-dependent protein catabolic process; multicellular organism development. Lineage: Eukaryota; Metazoa; Arthropoda; Malacostraca; Decapoda; Portunidae. The transcript has 6 exons.